Messenger RNA from Haliotis rubra (blacklip abalone), 1376 nucleotides. RefSeq names its product probable inactive peptidyl-prolyl cis-trans isomerase-like 6. Lineage: Eukaryota; Metazoa; Mollusca; Gastropoda; Lepetellida; Haliotidae. The record is from RefSeq and is a predicted model, not a curated record. Bases 30 to 923 code for a protein of 297 amino acids. The transcript has 8 exons. Gene Ontology annotation, molecular function: peptidyl-prolyl cis-trans isomerase activity. Gene Ontology annotation, biological process: protein peptidyl-prolyl isomerization.
GCCCAUUGUUUCCAAGGACAACAACAAUCAUGGCGUCCGGCGAAGCAAUGAGGAUCGAAGUUUUUGGUCUCCUGAAUGAUAUCAAUUUUGUUAGAGCAAAAUGUUGUGCAGAGGAUUUGUAUGAGAAGGAUUCACAGGUGUUUGAAGCGCCAGUUAUUUAUGGCAUGGUGGAAUUUGACUGGGACAUUUUCAUUACUGAAAAGAAAAAGGAGUUGAGGGGUGAGGCGUGGGUAUUUGAAGACAAAGCAAUAGCAUUUGUGAGUGGUCAACUGAUUGGUGGACCGGACGACUUCAUCCUGUGGGCCGAAGACAACUACAGCUUUGAAGAAUUCCGGCCGCUUCCUCUGUAUCAGACACUCACUGAGGAGGGAUACAAAACUCACCUCAAUUCAACUAACCAUGACUUUGUGUACAUGGAUAUAAAAAUAGGCCAGGAACCAGCUGGGAGAUUAGUUAUAGAACUGUUCACAGAGGAUGUUCCCAGAACGUGUGCCAACUUCAAGGCCUUGUGCACAGGGGAGAAGGGCGAGUCACCUGAGACUCGGUACAAGCUCUCUUACAAGGAUUCCUUGUUCCACAGAAUCGUUCCCAAUGGCUGGAUUCAAGGAGGAGAUAUUUACCAUGGGCGAGGCAAUGGAGGCGAGUCUAUCUUCGGGCCAGUCUUUGAAGAUGAAAACUUCUCGGUGCCCCACAACAAGCGAGGGAUAGUCAGUAUGGCCAACAACGAUCGACACACGAACGGCUCCCAGUUCUUCAUCACACUCCAGCCAGCUAAAUGGAUGGAUACCAAAUAUGUUGCAUUUGGCCAGGUGAUCGAAGGCACAGAGACGUUACGCAAGAUGGAGGAGCAGGAGGCGAUGAACCAGCGACCCAACCAGGAGAUCAGAGUCACUGACUGCGGAGUCUGCACUUACGAGUUUUGAGAUCACUUGAAAGAUUUUCUUGACAUAAGUUACAAUUGAUAAGCCGAAAUUCAGAUCAUGUUUUUUACGUUUAUAUUUUAAACCAUGAUACAAUAAGAUGUACAUAUAUGUCUAUUUAUGUGUACACCUGAGAAGAGAGAAAAGAAAAGAGCAAUCCCAACAUGGUUGUUUGCUAUAAAUAGAUUCCGACACAUUACAGCUGUAGACGUGGAAUUGGUACAAAUAACAAGUCUAUGUGAAAGGUUUAUGUAUCAUUUUUGAUGCAAGUAACUCCUUUUAAUGAAGAUCAUUAUUGUAUUGGCUUCACGGAGGGGAGGUAACUUUGAAAUCAACAGAACUGUAAAAAUGUGGGUGUAUAUUGUAUCGUUUAGUUUUUAUUGGAUCUCUUUGCAUUGUCAUAUAGUUUUAAAUAUUGUAUAUUUUUCAUACUGGAUUAAAAGAAAUCAACUUGAA